This is a messenger RNA of Knipowitschia caucasica, 333 nucleotides long. Lineage: Eukaryota; Metazoa; Chordata; Actinopteri; Gobiiformes; Gobiidae. The record is from the annotation of a GenBank genome assembly.
AUGUCAUCGGCAGCCAGUGGUGGAUUUAAUUAUCGUUCCCCCUCUGUCUCCCCCCUCCCCGCUUUGCCUCAGACCUCCAGCCCUUUGGAGCGGAUCCCAAACCUGCGCACACUCUUUGAUUUUUGGAAAUUUUUUGGGGUUUUUCGACUUGGCACUGCUCCUUCUCCCCCUGCUUUGUUCCUCUUGAUGGAUCUAGGCGGGCCGGCGAACCAUGACCCCUGCCAGCCCACCCCGUCUGUACACGCUCAGACAAUGGACCAGCACAGGAAAGAGGAGAAGGAGGGAGGUAAAGGGGAGGGAGAGGGGAGAAAAAACAGUGGACAAAUGUUGUGA